AUGACAGACGGCACCGCAGUUCGCACUCCGAGUAUGGCUGUUCCAGCCUCUUUGCGGCUUCUGGGCCGGGCAGGAGGUUUGGAGAACUCCGACAUUUGCGGCUACUAUGUGCACAGCGGCUGGAAUGAGGGCCAUGCCACCUAUCUCCAAGUUGGGUCUCACACUGCCUUGAUGUUCAGACGGGGUUGCUGGGUCAUCGAUCGGCAGGGUGUCCAGGACUCUGAGAUGGCGGUUGCCUGGGCCAAAGACAAUGGUGCACUGGCCCCGACUGCUUCAACCUUUGGUCCUUGGUUCAUUUGGAGCGAAAGCGCUCAAGACUUCCUGGCUGAUGCCAAUCUGAUAGCCAUCGAUGCGCCGGAUGUGACGUUCAUUAGUCGAAGGUCAGACAUCAGUGGUGAGUAUCAUUUCGCAGGUCUCAGUGACGGGUCUCCUUACUAUGCUAAUGGAGAUAUGUUAAUCCGCUACCACUCAGAGGGUCGCAAAUGGUUGGUGGCUGGCACUGAACACAAGGGCAAUAAUUGCAUUGCCUUUGCUGAAGCUCAAGACACACCUCAUCCGGGCUUCGCAUUUUUGAAAUGGCACGUUUGGAAUGGGGCAACCGGACAGUGGAAUGCAGAUGCAAAUUGUCAUUGCUUGGCUGCACCAAGCGUGAUCCAUGUGCUUGGUAGACAUGCUCAGGCGUGCAAUGCACGGAUUUGUGGCAGCUACCAUUUGGCUGGUCUCAGAGAAGGGCGCCCGUUAUAUUUACUUCCUGGCAAAAAAGCAGUGAUUCGCUACGCCUCGGAAACCGACAGGUGGCUUAUUGACUUUGAGGCUUUAGCCGAGUUGGUGUCGGAGCCUCCGUCGUGGGUCUCGGACUCUGGGCGCUUCCUCGAGGCCUCCGAGCAGCGACGCCUGGAAGAGCUCUGCGAGGCACUUGCCAACACCAACGUCGAGGCUUCGGUGGUGGUAUUAGCGGGCUUGCACCCAGAGGUCUCCUCAGUCAGCGGCUUCGCUGCAGCAUUGAUGAAUUUCUGGGGUGUUGGCCAUCCACGACUCCACACGGGACUGCUGGUGAUGCUUUUGGUCCAGCAACGGUGCUUGGAGAUGCGUGUGGGCUAUGGCCUCGCUCGAUUGUUGCCAACGGAGAAGUUGCAACAGAUCCAACAAGAGAGGGCAGCCGAGCGCCCCGAGCGCCAUUUGCAGGGCUUCUAUGAGCAAGACGACACCGCAGAAAGAAUGCAGUGCCCUAAUUACUUGCCUGUGGGCGUUGUCCGAUCGGAGAGUGACAAGCAGCCUCGUGAAUGCACCCGGUGCAGCGUCUUACCAUGGGCCAGACAAGCUUCUCAUGAAGAGAUUUGCCGCCUCGACGUGUCGAACUGCUCUGUGUUGAAGCCGGGCGAGCGAUGCUGGAUUCGGUGCCGUGAGCCAUACUUCGAGGGUGAACCUGUGCAUGUGAUGUGCAACAAUUCGGAAGAGUCUGGUGGAGGCCUUGCCUGGGAUCGCAAAACUCCGAAGUGCAAGAUGAAAUGCCCGAAUCUUUUUGGCGUCCGCUCUUCGAUGGCUUUGUUUUUGGCGUCUGUUCUUGUAUGUUGA
This is a messenger RNA of Durusdinium trenchii, 1575 nucleotides long. NCBI's taxonomy places the organism in Eukaryota, Dinophyceae, Suessiales, Symbiodiniaceae. The record is from the annotation of a GenBank genome assembly.